AUGUCGCGUUCCCCUUCGCGUUCGCGUUCUCCAUCGCCUCGUCGCGGUCCCAGUGAGGAUCGAGUGACCGAUCUCUUUGUGGGCCAGCUCUCCGGCAACGUGACAGAGGCUCACCUGGAGGAGGUCUUCAACUGCUAUGGGUCGGUCAAGCAAGUGGAAAUGCCCCGGGGGGGCCGCGCGGGCCAGCGCCGCAAGUUUGCGUAUGUGUCCUUUGAUACGGUGGAGGAGGCCGAGCGGGCGAUGGACUUUUUGAACGGCGCACAGUUGGAUGGACAAAAAAUCGUGGUGCAGCCCAAGCAGCCCCCGCGUCGCAUGUUCUCGCUCUCGUUCUCCACCUCCGCGCCGCCACUACGACGAUGA
This is a messenger RNA of Monosiga brevicollis MX1, 360 nucleotides long. RefSeq lists its product as uncharacterized. The record is from RefSeq and is a predicted model, not a curated record. Gene Ontology annotation, biological process: mRNA splicing, via spliceosome. The transcript has 4 exons. Gene Ontology annotation, cellular component: cytoplasm; nucleoplasm; ASAP complex. NCBI's taxonomy places the organism in Eukaryota, Choanoflagellata, Craspedida, Salpingoecidae. Gene Ontology annotation, molecular function: RNA binding. The coding region runs from base 1 to 360 and encodes 119 amino acids.